CACACGCGACCGAUAUCCCGUCCACUAGAUGAUGACAAGGCAUGUGAAGUGCGACAUGCAAAAAGCGCGGAGUUCAAUUGCCUCUCAGAGCACUCGGCGGCUAGCGAGUUAAAGAAAAUCUUCGUGUUCUUGGCUCAUCGCGUCAGCAAGCCGCCCUACCGAACAUAACACCACGUCGACUCAGGAUUAGACUGAAGGAAACUGCGAUGUUCUGGCCUCACCUCUGACAAGAUAAGGCAUUGCCCGGUGUGGUAGCCGAAGUCAUGCCGUCCAUGGAAGAUGCAGUUACGCAAGAGGCUGUUAUUCUAUGCAACGAGUUUAUCCACCACAAACUCAGACAACUUGGUCUCGUGAGGAAGGGACGAACGGUUCUGCCCGCUGCCACGAGUACCAAUGGCAAAACCUACGUUCAUACCGCCGCCACCACCGCUCAUCACAAGCCGCUGGCGCCGGCGCCAGCGCCGCCGCCAGCGCCGCCGCUAGGGCCCACGAUCCACGAGACCAUGUUGGAACUGCAGCGAGUAAGCGGUGAGUUGGAGCAGCUAUACCCAAGCCUGUUCCGAGGCGUCUUCGGCCAGCUGAACAUCACCCGUGUUAGCUCUGAGGAGGUUGCCGAGGAGGCCUUCCUUGGCGUAGCUGACGAGCUAUUCCGGGCCGGUAUCACCUGGGCCCGUGUGGUAGCUAUGUUUGCUGUGGCAGGCGAGUUGGCCGUGGAGUGUGUACAACAGCGUAGCUAUGAUUAUGCAGCCUUCGUGGACCGGUUAGUGGUCAGCUUGACCAGGUUUGUAAGGGAAAGGCUGGUGGUCUGGAUAGCUCGACAAGGAGGCUGGAGUGAUAUGGCGAAAACAUUUCACGGGAGAAAAGAUGAUGAUUCCUACGUGUUAAUGACUAUUGGCGUGCUGGGCGCUCUGUGUGGAUUCGCAGGAACCAUCAUAGCAACGAGUAAACUCCAGGUGUCUUUAUAACCAACGACAACUGUCGUCGUCCUGGUGACGUCAACAA
This is a messenger RNA of Patiria miniata (bat star), 1002 nucleotides long. Its product is annotated as bcl-2-related ovarian killer protein-like. The record is from RefSeq and is a predicted model, not a curated record. The transcript has 4 exons. Bases 264 to 965 code for a protein of 233 amino acids. Gene Ontology annotation, molecular function: protein heterodimerization activity; protein homodimerization activity. Lineage: Eukaryota; Metazoa; Echinodermata; Asteroidea; Valvatida; Asterinidae. Gene Ontology annotation, cellular component: mitochondrial outer membrane. Gene Ontology annotation, biological process: regulation of apoptotic process; extrinsic apoptotic signaling pathway in absence of ligand; intrinsic apoptotic signaling pathway in response to DNA damage.